Molecule: messenger RNA, 504 nt
Organism: Nicotiana attenuata
Lineage: Eukaryota; Viridiplantae; Streptophyta; Magnoliopsida; Solanales; Solanaceae
Exons: 1
Coding region: 1-504 (167 amino acids)
Source: RefSeq, a predicted model, not a curated record
AUGGCCUUAAUAUCACAACUUAAGCCAGAAAAGGUUAAUGAAGCCCUUAAAGACGACUACUGGGUCAAAGCUAUGAAAGAUGAACUUGAUCAAUUUGAAAGAAAUAAAGUGUGGGAUUUGGUUCCAAAACCAUCAAAUGCUUCCAUUGUAGGAACUAAAUGGGUUUUCAGAAAUAAGUUGAAUGAAUCUGCUCAAGUAGUUCAUAACAAAGCAAGGCUAGUUGCUCAAGGUUACUCUCAGCAAGAGGGAAUUGACUACGAUGAAACAUUUGCACCUGCAGCAAGAGUAGAAUCCAUUCAAAUACUACUUGUCUUUGCUGCUCAUAAAGGAUUCAGGCUAUUUCAAAUGGAAUUAAAAAGCGCCUUCCUCAAUGGAUAUAUCUUAGAAGUAUACGUGAAACAACCUCCUAGCUUUGUAAGUAACAACUUUCAGAACCAUGUUCCAAGCUGUCUAAAGCUCUAUACUGACUCAAGCAAGCCCCUCGAGCCUAGUAUGAAAGACUAA